GCAGGAAAGAUGUCCUGUCUGUAAAUCAUCUCAAUGAAACACAUGUCCACAGUGUAAUUUGCCUGCCUGGAGCGAUUUUUAUUUCUUCUCAUUGAAUCUGCUAAAAGACUUUAUACAUUUCUUAAAGCUCCAAAUGUCAGGCUUACAGAUUGUGGCUUUUCUCAGUGGCCUGGCCGGGCUGGGCGCCACUAUUGGUGCCACGGUGUCCAAUGAAUGGAGGGCCACUAGCCGAGCAUCCUCAGUCAUCACAGCAACCUGGGUGCUCCAGGGUCUGUGGAACAACUGUGCUGGAAAUGCCAUAGGAGCUCUGCACUGCAGACCACAUCAUACUAUCCUGAAGCUGGAAGGCUACAUCCAGGCAUGCAGAGGACUGAUGAUCGCAGCCAUCUGUCUGGGGUUUUUUGGCUCUAUAUUCGCUCUUGUUGGAAUGAAAUGCACCAAAAUUGGAGGAACUGACAAAAACAAAGCUCGGAUUGCCUGCUUUGCUGGUGUAAAUUUCAUUCUUAGUGGUCUGUGCUCACUCUCAGCGUGCUCCCUGUACGCACACCGGAUAACAUCAGAGUUCUUUGAUCCAAUGUUUGUGGCACAGAAGUAUGAACUGGGUGCCGCUCUCUUUAUCGGCUGGGCAGGUUCAAUCCUCUGUAUCCUCGGUGGCAGCACGCUCUGCUUCUCCAUCUCAGGUUCUUUUACCAAAAGCCACAGUCAGGCAAACUAUAUUUACAGAGGUGCCGCCUCACAUUCUCAUAUCUCCUUCAACCCAAGAGGGCAGGCAAAGUCUGUAAACCAUGGGCCGCCUCCAGACUACAGCAACUCAUCCAGGAUUCAGCACUUUGAUAAGAAUGCAUAUGUGUGAGGGAUGUGAAUAUGAAACACUUUUAGUCAAAGCCACUGAAAGAUAUACUGUAUACUAAGUCUAAACGAUACAGAACACUGUGUGAACAUUUGCAGAUAUUGAGUUGUGGCUCACAAGGAAUUAGGUUCAAAAUAUUAACAUGUUUCUUCCAAGGGUACGAAUUUAAAGUUAUAGCAUACAGUUUACUCUCUGAUCUUGGGAAAUGUGUAUUUUAUAUAUUUUACUGUGCAUUGAAUGUUAGCAUUAUGUAUGUAUUAUAAUUAAACAGCCAAAUAAAAAAAAACAUUGGUUCAAAAUGGGCCUUUCUGAUCUAAUUUUCUGUAUAUAUUUUUUUUAGAUGUGUAAUAUUUUGUAAGACAUUUCCUUUGUUGGUUGUAUCUUUAACUGUAAGUAACCUGCACAUGUUGUUAAUCUGUAAUGACAAUAUUUAAAACUGUGUUAAACACAGAUUCUCCUAUUUCCAUGACAUAACCAUUAACUUUGAUUUUGUAAUAAGCAAACUGGAAGGCGGUCUAAAGAAGGGCUGCAUCUCUUUUUGUCUCUGUAAGAAGUGAAAUGUGAGGCUCCAUUUUUAAGCAGUAUGACUAAAA
Messenger RNA from Dicentrarchus labrax (European seabass), 1443 nucleotides. RefSeq names its product claudin-10-like. The transcript is spliced from 5 exons. Gene Ontology annotation, molecular function: structural molecule activity. Gene Ontology annotation, biological process: bicellular tight junction assembly; cell adhesion. Bases 134 to 853 code for a protein of 239 amino acids. NCBI's taxonomy places the organism in Eukaryota, Metazoa, Chordata, Actinopteri, Moronidae. The record is from RefSeq and is a predicted model, not a curated record. Gene Ontology annotation, cellular component: bicellular tight junction; plasma membrane.